Molecule: messenger RNA, 1635 nt
Organism: Penicilliopsis zonata CBS 506.65
Lineage: Eukaryota; Fungi; Ascomycota; Eurotiomycetes; Eurotiales; Aspergillaceae
Exons: 3
Coding region: 1-1635 (544 amino acids)
Source: RefSeq, a predicted model, not a curated record
AUGCUCAUCUUCCUCUCGCUGCUCCUCACCGUGCUGGCCUCCCCUCCCAGCGCCGCCGACGCCCCCAUCGUCGACCUGGGCUAUGCCGCAUACCAGGGCGUCGGUCUCCCCGCCGGUGUCACCCAGUUUCUGGGCUUGAGAUACGCUGCGCCGCCGCUGGGUGAGCGACGGUUCCGUGCACCAGCCGAUCCGCCGCGUUCCUCGACCAUCCAGGAUGCUUCUAGGUUCCGCCCCAUUUGCGUCGGGGUCAGCCAGACCGUCUCCGACUCGCAGGCCGAGGACUGCCUCUUCAUCAACGUCUUCACCCCCUCCAAUGCCACCUCCAAGUCCAGGCUGCCCGUCUGGCUUUACAUUCAGGGCGGCGGGUACGCAGCCGACGCCAACGCCAACUUCAACGGCACUGCUGUCAUCCAGCAGGCUGGCUUCGAGAUGGUCUUUGUCAACUUCAACUACCGCACGGGAGCUCUCGGAUUUCUUGCUAGCGAGCAGGUGCGGCAGCAUGGCGACUUGAAUGUCGGCUUGUUGGAUCAACGGAAGGCGUUGCGCUGGGUACAGCAGUACAUCAAAAUGUUUGGCGGCGACCCAUCCCAUGUGGUUAUCCACGGCGCCUCCGCAGGCGCAGGAUCGGUGGCGCAUCACCUCGUUGCAUACGGCGGACGAGACGACGGUCUCUUCGUCGGGGCUGUCGCGCAGUCGCCGUUCUGGCCGACGCAGCGUACCGUCGCGGAGAUGCAGUUCCAGUACGAUCGUUUCGUGAAUGAUACAGGGUGUGCCAUUGGAGAAAAAGUGAAAGAAGACGAUGAUAAGAAGACGCUGGAAUGUCUCCGUGGCCUCGAUAUAGCAACCAUUCAAGCCGCCAACGUGCCGUCCCCCUUUCCCGGUGCCCGUUCGACCACCUCUUCCCCACUACCGACCUGGUACUUUCUUCCCGUCAUCGACGGCGAUUUGAUUCCUGACGACCUGUACCGCCUCUUCGAUACAGGGCGGUUCCUCUCCGUGCCCCUGAUGGUCGGCAGCGACACAGACGAAGGGUCGACCUUUGCGUCUGAUGCCUCGACGCCAGACGAGGUCUCUUCCUUCCUCCAAACAAACUAUCCGCACCUGACGGACCCGCAGCUCAAGGAGAUCAACACUGCGUACCCGCUGCUUCUCCCCGCCCUACCAGCCCACCGCGCCUACUUCCCUUCUCUCUCCGCCGCAUACGGCGACGCAACCUUUACCUGUCCCGCUCUCGAGAUAGCCACCGCCCUUGCCGCAAGACAGACAUCCCCCGUCUGGACAUAUCGCUAUAACGUCCUGUCGCCGCUCAACCAGGCCGCCGGCCUCGGCGUCCCGCACAUGUUCGAAACAGCCGCCAUCUUCGGGCCCGGGUUCGCCGGCCCGGCAGAUCCCUCCUACUCAACUCUCAACAGCGCCAUUGUCCCCGUCACAAUGGCCUACUGGGUUAGUUUCAUCUUGACGCUCGACCCCAACCCGCUACGAUCCGCGGGGGCGCCCGUGUGGCCUCGCUCGGAGCGGAAUCUUACCUCUAGACUGCGUCUGCAGACAAACGCCUCUGUCAUGGAGGCCGUCCCGAACCAGUUGACCGAGAAAUGUACCAUGUGGAGGCGGAUGGCGGGGGUCAUGGAGGUAUAG